AUGCCCACACCCUUGCUCAACAGAUUGCUGGGAUUUUACAACGUGAGAAAUUUGGCAAAAGCUGCGGUCAAGGUUCCAAACGACGAAAUCGCGUUGCGCGUGCUAAAGAAAAUAGAAAAGGGCUUCCUUUUUCGAAAUUAUUCUCCGAAUGAUGCUUUUAAGGAGCUUCGUCUUAACGAGGACGGAGACAAACUUUUCGACAACCGUUUGUUUCACUUUUGGACGAAGUACGUUAUCUAUUACAACUCUUGGGUAAAACAAGAGGCCGACAAAGUAUCGAUGUUGUCGGUACUGGAAAAGCAUUUUGACCAGCUCACUUUGUUGGACCAGAUCAGCAUUAAACAAAAUUCUGAAAUCACCGAGCAUCUUAUGGAAGAACUCAAAAACAUUAAUAUGGAGGAUUUGGCAAAAGCUGCGGUCAAGGUUUCAAACGACGAAAUCGCGUUGCGCGUGCUAAAGAAAAUAGAAAAGGGCUUCCUUUUUCGAAAUUAUUCUCCGAAUGAUGCUUUUAAGGAGCUUCGUCUUAACGAGGACGGAGACAAACUUUUUGACAACCGUUUGUUUCACUUUUGGACCAAGUACGUUAUCUAUUACAACUCUUGGGUAAAACAAGAGGCCGACAAAGUAUCGAUGUUGUCGGUACUGGAAAAGCAUUUUGGCCAGCUCACUUUGUUGGACCAGAUCAAACGUAAACGAAAUCCUGACAUUACCAAGCAUCUUAUGGAAGAAAUCAAAGACGCUGGUAUAGAGAACUUGAUUAGAUAA
Messenger RNA from Peronospora farinosa, 765 nucleotides. The record is from the annotation of a GenBank genome assembly. NCBI's taxonomy places the organism in Eukaryota, Oomycota, Peronosporomycetes, Peronosporales, Peronosporaceae.